Molecule: messenger RNA, 1113 nt
Organism: Caenorhabditis remanei
Lineage: Eukaryota; Metazoa; Nematoda; Chromadorea; Rhabditida; Rhabditidae
Exons: 1
Coding region: 1-1113 (370 amino acids)
Source: RefSeq, a predicted model, not a curated record
AUGGCCAUCAACUUUGACACCGGAUCAUCGUCUCCUGCUAAUCUGAAAAAACAAAAGAAGCACUUGAAGAAAUUGGUUUCGGAAGUUGAAGAACUUGCAUGCUUAGUAGAUUCCCUGGAUAAUUCUACCGAACGUAUCCAAGAAAUCGUUACCAUUCUCGAAAAAAACAGCAAGAAAUCUAAGCCUAAACCACAAACGCCUUCUCAUUGUUCUUCCUUUUGCUGUGUUGUUGGUACAUCAAAAAAAUCUUCCUUCCGAGAUGCUUCGAUAUUCCAAUGCGUUUCUUGCAAAGCUGCGAUUCAUGACGUUUGUGCACUUUAUGUCACUGAAGAAGAUCGAGUAUUGAAGGACCAGUCAAAUGUGCAAUGCUUAGAUUGUCGUCAUGGCAUCAUUCUUUCAGUUCCCGAUCGCCUCUCUCUUGCCCUUGAGAUUCAGAAGACGUUGGCCGAGCAGCUCCGUCAAUCACAGGAUUUUUUGGAAAUCGCUGAAACUGAACGAUUCGAACUGGAGCAGCAGCUGAAGGGAUCCCGUAUUUCGACUGAAGUUUCCACUCGACAACUUCUUGAAGCGGCUCUCAGAAGUAUUGGAUGCGAUAGUCGCAUCUGGUACCAAGAUCUGACGGGAAACCAGGCUAGAAAGUUCCUUCGCCCUGCUUCAAUCGACAAAGUUCUCUCGGUUUUCAACAAAAACAGCAAAAGGGCUCCAACUGCUUCGGAAACUGAACAAAUUGAGUUGAUGAGAGAUGUGAUGAUGGAUCUCGCUUCUUUGAUGUCGGCUGCUUCAAAUUCCGUAAAAGAUGACGAUGAAAUCGAUGAAAUCGAAACAGUUUUAGAGAGAUUCAUUCAGAAUCUUCGACGUGCUCAACCAGAUGCUUCUGUAACUCCAAAGCUCCAUUUAUUGUCGGCCCAUCUCAUCCCGUAUCUGAAGCGUCAUCGUAGUUGGGGGAGAGUCACAGAACAAGGAAUCGAGAGCUUGCACGCGCUCAUCAACAAGCUCAACGUCCGAUUCGCGGCUGUCCGUGAUCCAAUUCAUAAGGCAACUCUCAUUGUUGAUCAAUUAGCUCAUUUUAAUCUCAUUUUCGAUGUUGGAUCUUCUUGGUUCAAGGAGGAGUAG